Messenger RNA from Pogona vitticeps (central bearded dragon), 4008 nucleotides. NCBI's taxonomy places the organism in Eukaryota, Metazoa, Chordata, Lepidosauria, Squamata, Agamidae. The record is from RefSeq and is a predicted model, not a curated record.
UCUAUGGUGCAGGGGGUGGGGUUUUCUUGAUGACUACCUGGGAGCCUUCAGGCCUGACCCUUCAUUUAGUUCACCCAUCAAACCCUUGGCUGUUCUUAGCAGCAAGAGGAGAGAUGUUCUAGAAGGCAUUGCAGGUCUUUCCUUGGCCAUUCCAAGUUGGCCAACGAGCUCUUCUAUGUUUUUUUGGGGGGGUUUCUCGCCUGCUGCAGUUCCAGCCGCCCUCGGACGCUGAGUGGACCAGGAUAACCUAGGAGGAAAAGCAUUACAAAGUCAACUCCGAAAUCCCGUGGACGAAGUUGGGGGAUACCAACCUUCUGAGCAUGAUGUCCUACAUCAAGCAACCCCAUUACGCGGUCAAUGGGUUAGCCUUGGCCGGACCGGGCAUGGACCUCCUUCAUUCUGCAGUGGGAUACCCCACCACCCCACGGAAGCAGAGACGCGAGCGCACGACGUUCACACGAGCUCAGCUGGACAUCUUGGAGGCUCUCUUUGCCAAGACGCGCUAUCCGGACAUUUUCAUGCGGGAAGAGGUGGCGCUGAAGAUCAAUCUGCCCGAAUCCAGAGUUCAGGUGUGGUUCAAGAACCGUCGGGCCAAAUGCCGCCAGCAGCAGCAGCAGAGCACCGGUCAAGCCAAAGCCCGGCCAGCGAAGAAGAAAACGUCUCCCGCCCGGGAGACCAGUUCCGAGACCAGCACCAACGGGCAGUACAGCCCACCGCCGGCCGGCAAUUCGGUGACACCCAGCUCCAGCGCCAGCGCCACCGUCUCCAUCUGGAGCCCGGCCUCCAUCUCCCCGAUCCCCGACCCGCUCUCUUCCUCCACGACCCCCUGCAUGCAGCGCUCUACGGCCUACCCCAUGACUUACACCCAGGCCCCCGGCUACACCCAGGCCUAUGCGGGUUCGACCUCCUAUUUCAGCGGCCUUGACUGCAGCUCCUACCUGUCUCCCAUGCACCCACAGCUGUCUGCCCCGGGGGCUGCCCUGAGCCCCAUUGCCACCCCGACCAUGGGCAGCCACCUGAGCCAGUCUCCAGCAUCUCUCUCCAGCCAGGGUUAUGGGCCCGCGAGUCUCGGCUUCAGCUCCGUGGAUUGCCUAGAUUACAAAGAUCAGGCGGCUUCCUGGAAGCUCAACUUCAACACCACCGACUGCUUGGAUUAUAAAGAUCAAAGCUCGUGGAAGUUUCAGGUCUUGUGAAGGGUGUCGGCCCUUUUCGACACGUUCCUCUCCCUUUGUGUAGCCUCUUGGGAUAAGAUCUUCCGUCUUCGCACUCGGCAGAAGGCUCACUGCUUCUCUUUUUAUCUCACGAUUUUGAAGACUGUUGGGUUUUUUCCCCUUCCCCGAAGAGGAACACUUCUUAUUCCUCCUCCUCUCCACUGACUCUGGCAUCGCUUCAUAUUUUGAUAACCCUCCGUGCUGUUUUUGGGAGUCCUCGUUCAACUCGGAUCUGUGCAGACGAUAGGAACUUGCGAACCAGCCACGGCUCUGUACGUUCUGUGACCCCUCGCCUUCUACGAUUCUUGUCCUGGAUUCAGCAACUUGAUGGCUCGGGACCUCCAUCCUUCCGUCGGCUGGGAUGACAUUUAAAAUCAAAGACAGACAAUGGCGGCAAGCGCUCUCAAGACCACUCUGGACAAGAAGCUGCCAAGGUCCGUGGGUCUGUUGAAGGUCUUCGCCAGAAGCGAAGAGGAGAUGGAAGCUUUCCAAUGAGUUUCUCGACAAAGCCCAUAUCUCUCCACUGUCGGAUUCAACAAAAAACAAAGAAAAGUUUUAAAACCCUGAGUUAGCCGAAGCGAGGGCAAGAAAAAAAAUAAUAAUCACCGAACAGCUGCUUUUCAUAAAUCUCCGUCCGUUCUCCACAGGUGGACAGUAGAAGCCAGAACUGAACAACGAAUGAACGAAUGAAUAAAUGAAUAAGUAAAUGAGCCCUCUGUGGGCUUUUGGCUAGAGCAGGAGCGAUCGUGCUAUAAAAUGGGUUGUUGUGUGUGUGUAUGUGUGUGUCUGCCCCUGGAGUGGACAGAUAAUUUUUAAGAGGGGUUCUCCUUUCCAAUCUGCAAUGUCAGAUGCGUCGAAAGCCAUGUGGCCCCUGUCAGCCCUCCAUCUGGCCCAGGAUAACCCCCCUCGGACCAGCAACGAGGGUUGUCCGGGUUCUAAGAUGUGGAGUCUCGCCCGGCCCUACCUGAAGACGGCCGGGCAUGAACUGGAGACCUUCUGCCUGUGAAACUGGUCGGUCGUUUUAUCACUGAUCCAGGCCUCGGGGUGGCCAACAUCAAAUUUCUUUCUCCCCCCCUCCUUCUUCUGUUCCUGUUUCGAUCCUCAUACGCCAGGGCUUGAGUGGGUGUGAUUCGUAGAGCAGGGCUUUGCCCUGUGUAUUGUUUGGAACAAAAUCCUGGUUUUUUACUCGGAUUUCAGGGCAGAGCUUCUCGUAACCCAGGGGGUCAGCUCCAAUUUUGUGGGGGGGGAUCCAUGUCCCUCAGACCUGCUCCCUACACUCUCCCAUGUAGAGGAAGCCAGAAUCCUUUCCUCCUGCCCCAUGUUCAUGCUCUCAAUGCUGCUGCUUCCUCUCUUUGACCCCAUUGACAGAUCCCCUUCCUACCUCCUCCACGUGCCACAGAGGUGCAAUAUUUAGGGGUGGGUGGGUUAGCCUACAGCUCCCAGAAUUCCAUACAUCACACAUAAUAUAGGGAUUCUGGGAACUCUAGUCCAAAAGGUUUCUCAUCUCUGCUAUUUCCUUCUUCAAACCACUGACAAGGCAAAAACAGUGACUGCCAUGUGCUCAUUCACCCCUCCCAUGCCUUUCUGUCCCCCCCCCCAUUUAGAUGGGCAUGAGUAGUACUCAAAAUACCUCAUUGAUGCCACCACUGUCCUGUUCGAUUUAGAUUGGGAGGCAGGAAAGGCAAGGAAGCAGAAAAAAUUCCCGAGCUACUAUUUUUUUCUUCGUGUUGGACUAGCUGAAGUGGAAGAGAACUUGGAAAGUUACUUCAUAUUUUUUUAAAAAAGCCAUUAGUUACAUUUAUUGCAACGUGGCUUCCCCAAAAGUAGUUAAUUACUGUUAUAGUUUCAGUGUCUAAAAAGGUAACUUUUUUACUUUCCAGUUUCCCAAAAGUAACUGAGUUGUUGCUUUAAAUUACUUUUUAAAAAAUAGGGGGGAAAAGCAUGAACCAGCACUUGAACCCUGUGAUAGUUGUCUAUCAUGUAGUGAGUCCUGUAACUACACAAGUGACCAAAAAGUGGGAUUCUCCCUGAUUAAAUAAUAUCUCAGUGGAACUUGGUAAUACCGUCUUGUGCACGUGAGCAGUGUUUUUGUGGGGGAUCAACAACAUUUCUACAAAAGCCGUAAGACCCUUUAGGUCCCCAAAUUCCAUCUGGGAUGGAGAUUACAAAUGAAUCAAUUACCAGGAAGUGUUAGAGGGGACAGAAAGGUGGUGAAAAGCGGGGAGCGACCACCAGCUGGCAAUUCAAGUGCGCUCGUUGGUGGUGGGCCCAUCGUUCAGCGCUGAAGUGAACUCCUCCCAGACUAUCGCUUUCUGGAAUGGCACAGGGCAUUCAUUUCACAACUCUACAUUUCAGAGUCUGGGAUUUUUAGUUUUUUGGGGGGACUACAAUACCCAGAAUCCCCUGGGAAUAGCAGGGGAUUGUGGGAGUUGUAGUCUGCAAACAUAAAAAUUCCAGGCUCUCUGAAUGUUACAUUUUGUACCAAAUGGAAUAGAUAUCACAUGCCGAAUUUUAGGGAGAGGAGAAUGGUGGGCUGGCAGAUAAUUAGCAGAGUUUAGAGAUUUUGCUUCUUUGGGCAACAAAUGUUAACAUCUAGAUAUGGUUCCCUUGGAGGCUGGCUUUUAAUCAAAAUACAGAGGAUUAAAGCAGUGACUUAUAAAUAUUUGUAAAGAACACGAUUUCUUUUCCCCUUCCCCUGUGCAUUAACAAACUGGGCUUUUAAAAUUUUUAAAAGAGAUAUAUUUUGUAAAUUGUAUUAGAGAUUUCUUAGCAUAGCUUUCUUAGUUGUUUAUUUUUU